AUGACGGGUGCCUUUUCAGAAUGGCGCAAGCUGCCUAUAGGCUUGAGUGAAUUAUGUAUCAAUACAACUCUGCGCUGUGGCCAAUCAUUCCGAUGGCAGAACAUCCCCGAUAGUGAAGAAUGGCGCUGUGUGCUUUAUGGCAAUCUUCUAUCUCUGAAACAAGACUCGUCCCAUCUUUACUAUCGUGACUACCGUUCACCAACUUCAACUUCGCUUCCAACCCCUCCGGCCUCCGAGACUCCCUCCCGUGCGCAAUCAGACACAGAAACCGGUGACAACAAGGCGCAAAUACACAGUGGUCAUGACGACCAUGUCCUCCGCAUCAUAAAACAUUAUCUCAAUCUGUCAUCCAAUUUGUCCGACCUCUACGCUCAAUGGUCUUCUCAAGAUCCCAAUUUCAAGAAGAAAGCUGCCCAAUUCACGGGAAUCCGGAUAUUGCGCCAAGAUGCCUGGGAGGCCCUAGUGUCAUUUAUCUGCAGCAGUAACAACAAUAUUUCCCGUAUUUCGCAAAUGGUGGAAAAAUUGUGUCUCAAUUAUGGUCCAUUUGUUGCCAAGAUCGGCGACCGCUCAUACCAUGAUUUCCCUACGCCCGAGGCUUUGGCCGGUAAAGAUGUGGAGAGCAACCUUCGCACUCUGGGCUUUGGGUAUCGAGCGAGAUAUAUCCACCGGACCGCUGUCAUAGUGUCCCAAGAACGUGAGAAGGGAUGGCUAGACGGUCUUUGCAACCCUGAAUCACCAGCAUUUGGCGGUGAAGCAAAAGGUGGAGAUGAGAUGGAACCCGAAGGGCGGCAGGGCUACCGUGAUGCCCAUGAGAAUCUGCUUGAGCUGCAAGGCGUCGGGCCUAAAGUGGCCGACUGUGUGUGCUUGAUGGGCCUGGGAUGGGGGGAAUCUGUUCCCGUUGACACCCAUGUAUGGCAAAUUGCGCAACGAGACUAUCGUUUCUGUAAAGGUUCUCAUAAAUCGCUGACCAAAGCGACCUACGAUGCCGUUGGCAACCACUUCCGCAAGCUUUGGGGCCACGAAGCAGGCUGGGCCCAUAGCGUGCUCUUUACGGCAGACCUGCGAUCCUUUGCCGAUCGACUUGCACAAACAAAGAAAGUCGCUGUGUCAGUGAAGGAGGAGGAGUCAGAGGUCAAGAUCAAGACCGAAGUGACAGCUGCUGUGGCAUUGACGGCGCCUAAAGAAGAGGCUGUCGCCUUCAACGUCGAGGACUCGGAGACCAAGCCUACGACGAAAGGAAGCAGAGUCAAUAAACGAAAGAAGUCAGCAGACGGCAUCUUGCAUGCUUCUCAGACGACAGAGACCAGAAGAGUGUCCAAGCGACUACGUCGAUAA
Messenger RNA from Penicillium canariense, 1335 nucleotides. Its product is annotated as 8-oxoguanine glycosylase OGG1. The record is from RefSeq and is a predicted model, not a curated record. The transcript has 3 exons. Gene Ontology annotation, molecular function: damaged DNA binding; 8-oxo-7,8-dihydroguanine DNA N-glycosylase activity. Lineage: Eukaryota; Fungi; Ascomycota; Eurotiomycetes; Eurotiales; Aspergillaceae. Gene Ontology annotation, biological process: base-excision repair; base-excision repair, AP site formation; nucleotide-excision repair. Gene Ontology annotation, cellular component: nucleus. Bases 1 to 1335 code for a protein of 444 amino acids.